UUUCUUCUACGCGCUUCAAAUUCUUCACAACGGCGUUUAUAGCACACACUUCCUCGAGCCGAAACUCAAAUUUCAUCUCCUUCAUUCAUUCCCAGUUUCUUUGAGUUCGAAUUUUUGUUUUCCCCAAGCCCCAACUCUAAUACUAAAUAGAAUUGGGCAUUGAAAUUUUUUCCUUUUAUGGAAUCUCAUUUCGAGACGGCCUCGCAACCCGACCCAGCCACAGAUGCUUACACAUUCCUCGAAUUCAACACCCAACUCGAGUCCGAUUUUGGCUACACGGACUCUCGAGACCCGAUUUGUUCUUGGCCGACACCCUACGACGCCACCGCCGCUGAUCGCUCCGGCUCCGACACUGCUGCCUCCUCUCCCUCUACUGCUUCAAAAGGAGCUGCCCGUGGCGUAAAUAGUAAUAACAACAGCAAUAGUUGUAGUGGAACCGUGGUUGAUGCGUUAGCUACGGGGAUUAGUGGAUUGAAUUUCGAGGAGACAGCUGGGGAUGAGGAUGAUGGUUAUGAGUACGGAAAAGGGGAUUCCGUCGAGCACUCUUGUCGGUAUUGUGGGGUUUCAAACCCGGCUUGCGUGGUUCGCUGUAACGUCCCAUCGUGUAGGAAGUGGUUCUGUAAUUCAAGAGGGAAUACAUCUGGCUCGCAUGUUGUUAAUCAUCUCGUACGAGCUAAACACAAGGAAGUCUGCCUUCAUAAGGAUAGUCCUUUGGGAGAAACAAUUCUUGAAUGCUACAACUGUGGAUGCAGAAAUGUUUUCCUUCUUGGUUUUAUAUCUGCUAAGACAGAGAGCGUUGUUGUUCUUCUUUGUAGAGAACCUUGUUUGAAUGUUAAUGCUUUGAAGGACAUGAAUUGGGACUUGAGUCAGUGGUGUCCCCUUAUUGAUGAUAGAUGCUUUUUGCAGUGGUUAGUUAAGGUCCCAUCUGAACAAGAGCAGCUAAGGGCACGGCAAAUAAGUGCUCAGCAGAUAAACAAGGUAGAAGAGCUUUGGAAGACAAAUCCUGAUGCCUCCCUUGAAGAUCUUGAGAAGCCUGGCAUAGAUGAUGAACCUCAACCUGUGGCCUUGAAGUAUGAAGAUGCUUAUCAGUAUCAAAAUGUUUUUGCUCCACUUAUUAAGCUUGAAGCUGACUAUGAUAAAAUGAUGAAAGAAUCUCAAAGCAAGGACAAUGUCACCGUUCGAUGGGAUAUUGGCUUAAACAAGAAACGAGUUGCAUAUUUUGUUUUUCCAAAGGAAGACAAUGAGCUGCGUCUAGUACCUGGUGAUGAGUUGCGACUGCGUUAUUCAGGAGAUGCUGCCCACCCAGCAUGGCAGGCUGUUGGGCAUGUGAUCAAGCUAACAGCACAAGAGGAAGUUGCACUUGAGCUCCGUGCUAGUCAGGGAGUUCCUGUUGAUGUCAGCCAUGGAUUCAGUGUUGAUUUUGUCUGGAAGAGUACAAGCUUUGACCGGAUGCAGGGGGCAAUGAAAACAUUUGCAGUUGAUGAAACAAGUGUUAGUGGAUAUAUUUACCACCACCUUCUUGGCCAUGAGGUUGAGGUUCAAAUGGUUCGUAAUACACUCCCUCGACGUUUUGGUGCACCUGGUCUGCCAGAACUGAAUGCAUCUCAAGCUUUUGCUGUAAAGAGUGUUCUUCAGAAGCCAAUAAGCCUGAUUCAAGGGCCCCCUGGCACUGGAAAAACUGUUACUUCUGCUGCCAUUGUUUAUAACAUGGCUAAACAGGGUCAGGGACAGGUUCUAGUCUGUGCUCCAAGUAAUGUGGCUGUUGACCAGCUAGCUGAAAAGAUAAGUUCCACUGGGUUAAAGGUUGUAAGGCUUUGUGCGAAAUCAAGGGAAGCUGUGAGUUCUCCUGUUGAGCAUUUGACCCUGCAUUAUCAGGUUCGACAUCUUGACACAUCUGAGAAAAGUGAACUUCACAAGUUACAACUAUUGAAAGAUGAACAAGGUGAAUUGUCAAGUAGUGAUGAGAAAAAGUACAAAGCACUAAAGCGAGCAACAGAGAGAGAAAUAUCCCAAAGCGCUGAUGUCAUUUGUUGCACUUGUGUUGGGGCUGGAGAUCCUAGAUUGGCAAAUUUUAGGUUCCGCCAGGUACUUAUUGAUGAGUCUACUCAGGCAACUGAACCUGAGUGUCUCAUUCCUUUAGUUCUUGGAGUGAAGCAGGUUGUUCUUGUUGGUGAUCAUUGCCAACUUGGUCCUGUUAUCAUGUGCAAGAAAGGAGCUCGUGCUGGGCUAGCACAAUCUCUAUUUGAACGUCUAGUUUUACUUGGUGUUAAACCAAUUAGAUUACAGGUCCAAUACCGUAUGCACCCAUGUUUAUCAGAGUUUCCUUCUAAUAGCUUCUAUGAAGGCACAUUACAAAAUGGAGUGACAAUCAAUGAAAGGCAAUCAUUGGGCAUUGAUUUUCCUUGGCCUGUGCCUAAUCGUCCCGUGUUUUUUUAUGUACAGAUGGGACAAGAGGAGAUUAGUGCUAGUGGAACAUCAUAUCUCAAUCGAACUGAGGCUGCAAAUGUUGAAAAGAUUGUUACCACAUUCUUGAGGAGUGGUGUUGUUCCUAGUCAGAUUGGGGUCAUAACACCGUAUGAGGGACAAAGGGCAUAUAUUGUAAAUUAUAUGUCAAGAAAUGGUGCUUUGAGACAGCAGCUUUACAAAGAAAUUGAGGUUGCAAGUGUUGAUUCGUUCCAAGGACGGGAAAAAGAUUACAUCAUCUUGUCUUGUGUGAGAAGUAAUGAACAUCAGGGUAUUGGAUUUCUAAAUGAUCCCCGCAGGCUUAAUGUUGCCUUAACACGUGCUCGAUAUGGUAUUGUAAUUCUUGGAAACCCCAAAGUUCUUAGCAAACAACCUCUGUGGAAUGGUUUAUUGACACAUUACAAGGAACAUGAGUGCCUCAUUGAAGGACCCCUAAAUAACUUGAAGCAGAGUAUGGUUCAAUUCCAAAAGCCCAAAAAGGUGUACAACAAUCGAAGAGUUUUCUUUAGCCGUGGACCUGGGAUUGUGCCUAGUGAUAAUUUUGCAUCUGCUGCCUCAUCCAGUCCAAAUGCGGAUAGAAGAAAUAGUCGUGCUCGGGGUGCGUAUAUGCCUCCCGGUCUUCCUAAUGGUACUCACAAGCCUGGGGUUCAACCUACCAGGUUCGAAAUGCCCCAGGUUCCUCUUCAACCAUUUCCUGGUCCUCCUUCCCAACCUUAUGCUAUUCCAACUCAUGAAGCUGUACAUGGACCUGUGGGAGCUGUUCCUCAGGUCCCACAACCUGGAAACCGAGGCUUUGGAGCUGGAUGUGGUUAUGCUGGUGCUCCAAUCAGCAGUCUUCUCCAGCACCAGCAAGGCACACCACAGAAUGCUGGAACUCUUGGAUCUGCUUUUAACUUCCCUCUGGAAAAUCCAAGCGGCCAGCCAUCUAUGGGUGGUCAAUUAUCUCAACCUGGAUUUGUGAAUAAUAUGGCAAUCCAAAGGCCAAGCCGAUCAUUACAUGAUGGAUUUUCAAGGGGGGUAAUGUCCCAGGACUACUUGGGUGAUGACUUCAAAACCCAAGGCUCACAUGUUCCUUAUAACAUUGCUGAUUUUUCUACACAGGUUUCACAGGGUGGGUAUGCUGCUGAUUAUGCCACACAAGGAGCACAGAGUGGUUUUCUAGGGAACUUCCUAAACCAGAAUUCUCAAGCUGGAUAUUCUCAUUUUGGCACUGGAAAUGAUUUCAUGUCUCAGGAAUACAUGAAUCAUGGAUCACAAGGGCUGUUUACUCAGGUUGGCUUUAGUGACCCUUCACAGGAUGAUGCAUCACGGAGCCAUUUUGGUGUGAAUCCCAACCAGCUUCAGUCUCAGGGUUUUCUGAAUUCUCUCUACUCCCAGCCCUUUGCUCAGUUCAACAAACAGCCACUAAACUUGCAGGCUCCUCAGCAGGGACAUGGCUCCCAAAACCAGAAACUUCAAUUUAAUGGUUAAGAAUAAGGAUGCAUAGGCUUUAACAGGUUAUAGUGUUUACAAUUAGCAACUUGGUUUGCGCUGCCCUUGUGUGCCCAAAUAUAAUCCCAAUCUGAAGUGUAAAAUAUUUGCCGGUUUGAGGUCAGUUUUUGAGUUCUGCCCAUAUCCCCAUAAAAUGAUUCCUGAUGGCAGGAAUAGCUGUAAUUGAAGGGUAAUAUAUGGCAAUGGGGGCUAUAUGUGAACACAUUGGCUGAGAAAGAAAAAGGAUAACCCCAGAUACCUUUGAAUUGUUUUGGAGAAUGAUUAUUGAUUCAAGAGAGAACCAUUACAUGAUAAGGUUUUUCUCGAAAGGGUUUGCUGAUAAAAGACUCCAGGCCAUAAUGGCCAUUGAUUUUUCAGGUUAAAUCCGUCUGUAAUAGACACAGAAGCAUUUUAGAGGUGAAAAUAUUUUUAUAUAGUAUGCCAGGAAAAUCGCCUGUCCCUUUCAGCUCAUCCUUGACAUGUAAUUGUACUCUUUAGUAUAGGUCGGAAAAAUGUUUGAAGCGGUUCAUGGUGCUUGUAGAUGUGAGAAAUUGGGUUUGUUUGACAAUGGAGUUGCUCCCCAUAAUAUGUAGAAUGACAUCAAUGUUUUUAAUGCCGUUUGUCUGAACUGAUGACUGCUUCUGGUAUUGUAUUUCUUUUCCGUGGUUUUCCCUCAAGGACAGGAUGAACUCGAAAUGAGGCAGGCAUUUCUUUAAUUCCAAACUGAAGUCACUUGAGAUGAUGGAUAGUAUGGAUUCAGUUCAGAUAUUUAAUUUUUUAUUUUAUUUUA
Molecule: messenger RNA, 4723 nt
Organism: Gossypium raimondii (Peruvian cotton)
Lineage: Eukaryota; Viridiplantae; Streptophyta; Magnoliopsida; Malvales; Malvaceae
Product: regulator of nonsense transcripts 1 homolog
Exons: 29
Coding region: 178-3933 (1251 amino acids)
Biological process (GO): nuclear-transcribed mRNA catabolic process, nonsense-mediated decay
Cellular component (GO): cytoplasm
Molecular function (GO): ATP binding; RNA binding; RNA helicase activity
Source: RefSeq, a predicted model, not a curated record